Messenger RNA from Drosophila elegans, 1776 nucleotides. RefSeq names its product protein Diedel. Bases 964 to 1353 code for a protein of 129 amino acids. Lineage: Eukaryota; Metazoa; Arthropoda; Insecta; Diptera; Drosophilidae. The record is from RefSeq and is a predicted model, not a curated record. The transcript has a single exon.
UUUCAAAAGUGAUAACUAAGGGAAAAAGUUUACCAAAAUGCUAAAUUUAAAUUACUUGGUGUAAGGUAUUUUUGUUAAUUAAAUGUUCGUUUUAAUCGCUUUUUCUUCUUUAAUUUUUCCCGAGUGGACAAUGUACGUGCCCCAACCAUGUACAUGUCCCGCUGCUGCCGGUUUGCCGGUUGCAUGUUGCACGAUGCUCCUUGCGCGAUUCGCGUUGCUCGUUGCCUGUUGCCCAUUUGCCCGCCCGUUCACCUUCAAUCCUUUGCAAUGUGUUGAAUUACAUAAUUUAAAGUUCGCUCUGCAGCUGCAUAAUCCUUCCAGGUAACUGGCUGCUCCACAAGUGUCACACACAAGGCGCCCCGACCGUGGUCCUUUUAUUAGAUCAGCGGCCCAUCGUCAGGACAAAGUUUACCCGACACGAACUUUUCUCGGGCACCGCCUGGCCAGAGCCCAAGUUGGAAAUUAAAUUCCUUGUGUAAACACACUCCGUCCCUCUAAAAAGCAGAGAGGCUAACCAUUGCAUCGAUAUCGCGGUCGUAUACGUAAUAUGCAAAUGUAAUCAGUGCCCACAUUUUAUGUUCCUUCGUGUGUGGACGUGAGUGUGUUUCACAGUUUUAUGUGAGCCUUGCAGGAGUAACUUUGUGUUCAAAAAACUUCCCGAUCCUUAGCCAAAUCUAUUUGUAUUUUAAGGACACGGCGUCUCCUUCGGUUAUUUUUAGCUGGAAAAGUGAAUAUAACAGUCAGUCCUAAUAAAUUUUAAGGUCGCAAAUAUUCCUUAAAACAGUGCUCACUAUUCGGUAUUUAAAUAAUUAUUGUGAUUGUUCAACUGUUAACUGUUCACUUUCCUUUGGUGAAAGUAAUUCCAUCGACUUUAGAUACUGCUUAUCGCAGUUCAAUAUUAACCUUCCCAUAAAUAGCACCUUUUGCAAGGUGAGAUGUGUCAGAUAUCCCACAUCUCUCGUCAUGAUGCCGGUCAUUAUCUCAGCUCUACCGAUCGCAGUUCUCUGGCUGGCUUAUAUCAGCGGUGUUUCUUCCGAUUGCUGCACUUCCAUGGCGAUACUAGACUUUAAGAUCCGCGGUCGUGUCUGCGGUACAGUGGGGGCGAAAAGUAAUGGAAGUGGCUACAGAAUCACCAUUUGCGCCAAUGGCGAGGCCCUCGUGGGAACUUACUGUGGCAAGGCAGCUUGCGAUAUUUUUGGAUGCGAUUGCAUCAAAGGCUGCCUGCAAGGAACUUGGGCCCAAGAUUUUUUGAGAAAAAACUAUUUACUUGGCAUCGAGCUAUUGGGCACUAAAAUGACCAACGUGUGUGCAUUAUGUAAGUUUCUUAUUGACAAUGGAAUCAGGAAGUUAUAAUUUUCUUAAGUUUUAAAUAAAAGGGAUGCUUCUUUGCUGUAUGAAAAUAUUUUUUUGAAUGUAAUAUUGUGGAAUGGGGACAGGAAAUCAGUUAGGCAGACCAUCCAAUACCUCUUUUGUUUUUUUGCUUCUCUCUUCAUUUGACAUGCAAAAUGGAUUUUCCGUUGCCGACAGACACAUGGCACCCUUACGGAUAUUUUUCCGCCUGCGCUAAAUGAAAAACAUCCGCAUAUGGAACUAGUUUGGCAUCUGAACAACAAAGGCAUAAAAAAUGUGGAGAAUACCCAGCUGGAUAUUUUUGUCUAAGCGCGACUGGCAUUGUUUCCAAUCAAAUGCCAUCCUUCAGAUUCGCUUCUAUUUUGAACUUGAUGUUGUCAAUUUUAAUCAAUUCCACACAAAGCUUCCAUGAUCUCAUAGUUUUUU